AGCAGCAGCAGCAGCGGCGGCGGCGGAGCGGAGAGCAGCGGAGCGCCGAUCUGAGCGCAGGGGAGCGGCUCACUGUGACCCCGAUCUACGGGGAGAAAAGCAACCGCUGGGCUGGAGACCCCCACGGACGACGACGUCAUAAUUUUUUUUGGGGGGUGUAGGACAGACCGUCGUUUUGCGGCGGUCAGACAGACAGCAACAGUUGUCACGAUGUCUGAGAUCAGAUGAGGCGAGAGCAGCGGAGUGAACAUUGCGGCGCUGUUGUGAUUCGGGCCGAACGUGUUGCUGCCGCGUCCUGCCUACAAUGAUACAGCCGUCUUAACCACCUGGGGCAGCAAGGGGAGUGUGGUGUCGCCUACAUCUACGUGUCAUUCUGGGCUUUCGGCGUCACUCAGCUUGUCAGCCAUCCCCUGGCUGUGUCGAGGUCUGUCUGCGGGUGAGGUGAAUCCAGACGUCAGGGCGGGCUCAUGUUCCGCUCAGCAGGGAAACGGGCUGUUGCGUCUGCAGAGAGUCAGAGCUGACGAGCCUGCUCAGACACACGGACAGACAGGCAGGCAGGCAAGCAGGCCGAGAGACAGACAGGAGCGAGGGGAGGGGGCGACAGCCUGUUUCGGCUCUCUCGACCCUUUGCGGAUCGAGCCGAGCCCCCUCCUGGUAUCCACCCAGAACCCCCACCCACUUGUCUCCCUGCUUUGGAUGGGGGGUAAGCAGAGCACGGCGGGGCGUCCCCGGGGUGCUUUUCCCGGUGUCUCUACUGAUGACAGCGCGGUGCCACCCUCGGCCCACUUCGGCCACUACCGGCCGAGUGGCACCAUGGGCCUGCGGAGUCGCUCGGUGAGCUCCGUGGCUGGGAUGGGCAUUGAUCACAGUGCCGCCGUGCCCUUCGGCUUCUACACCCCGAGAGGGACGGACUCUGAUCGAGCCGGAGGGGGGUCAGGUGGCACUACAGCCGCCCCCCACGGUACUGGCUUCCAGGACACUCGGGGCGGAGGUCACCACACGGACGGGGUACUCUAUUUGGGGUCCCGGGGGUCGCUGGCUGACACCUUGCCCCUGCACAUCGCACCCCGCUGGUUCAGCGCGCACAGCGGAUUCAAGUGUCCUGUCUGCUCCAAGUCUGUGGCGUCCAACGAAAUGGAAGUUCACUUCAUCAUGUGUCUAAGCAAGCCUCGCCUCUCCUACAAUGAUGAUGUGUUGGCGAGGGAUGCCGGUGAGUGUGUGAUUUGUCUAGAGGAACUGCAGCAAGGGGACACCAUAGCCAGACUGCCGUGCCUCUGCAUCUACCACAAAAGCUGUAUAGACUCGUGGUUUGAGAUCAAUCGGUCCUGCCCUGAACACCCCUCUGACUGACUGAUCACCAGGCCCAUUAUGAACACUGUUCAAGGACAUCUUGUGGUCCUGCCAUGGAUAUGUGGACAGACGCAACCGAGUAGGAUAAAAACAAUCAAAGCGAUCAACACAUACUUACCCUGACAGAAUCCAUAAACCUUAUCAAGAUAAUUAUUCCUUGUAAACUGAACCAAAAAAAAACCACCUGACUCUCAAACCAUCGUACAUUUAACGGCCCCCUCCCCGAGUCCCUCUUUACCACUGCUGAAGAGACUGCUUACAUACGCAACUACUCCUGUCCUUGCUUCUCUCCAGACCCCAUUCGAAGGCCAUUAGAGUCCCUUAAAGAGCUUACUUUGCCUCAAAGCCCCCUUCAACCCGAGUGUCCAUUCGCCUCCCUGAAGAGCUCAGGUCCUCGCAGGCCUCCAUCAGCCAGCCUUACAUCUUGUAUCCGGAUCCAGGACUGUCAGUCAAUCAUGUCAAGCAGCCCUCCCAUGGCCUUAACUGUGGAGAUCUGAGGAAGCAGAGCAGGGAGGGAGGCCGGAGAGAAAAGGGGAGGAAAAACCCACACCAAGGAAGACGAUGAGGACAAGAAGGAGAGGGAGGGGGUCAUCGAUGUGUAGAGAACUGUUGAGUUGCUGAGGCUUGUUUUGACAAACAGACUUGUACAUUUUUAGUGGGCCUCUCAUCUCACAACGGGACUCCAACUUGAUGACUUCCUCUAACGGCAGACUGGGUCCUGGUGUCCUUCUUUCUCAAAGUCUCUGCCUCAGUUCGGAGCACCCCCACCCAGACAAAUUGGCGCAUUAUAUUCACUUCGUAAAGUCCCCAAAAUGCUUCUUUGUCCUGGUUUGUGGGCAGGAUGGAGGGUGAAAAAAAUGUAAAAAAAACAAACAAAACAAACAAACUUAGAUGUCAGCUUGCCUCGUGACUAUAGGAUGAAGGGGGUGGUUUGAUGACGGACCUGGGAUUGAGAGGCGCGGUUUGAGCUUGCUCAGUUCUGAUCAGGAGGGGGGGGAAGGGGCCAGAAAUGUAGUGUUUGCUCCUACUGUUUAAUGUGUGUUUGAGAUGCUCCGGUGUCAGGCUUUGUCUGGUAUGUGUAUGUAAAUUAUGUGUGAGCGUGUGUGCGAGCUUGGAACCGUGACAACAUAGCUUUUGCAGAAGCCUACUGUGCGUGAGUGUGAGUGUGUGUGUGAGUGUGAGUGUGUAUGUGUGUGUGUGUGUGUGUGUGUGUGUGUGUGUGUGUGUGUGUGAGAGAGUGAGAGCCAGCGUGAAAGGUCAGUGUAGAGAGCUGACUUGGACAGUGCUAUGUGUGUCUGUGUAUUGAAAUGUUUACAGUCUAGGUGUCCAUGUUCCCUGUGUGUGUGACUGGCAGUCCUCCCUUUACUUUGCUGAUGUUUACAGCUACAGAGAAGCGACAUGACAUAUUGUAAAUUAUACACGUAACCUCUCUGGGUUCUUUCUUUUUAGAUCUGCCAGAUUUUUUCAUGUGAUCAUGAUUAGUCAUUUUCUCGUGAGAGCCUCAAGUGUGUGUGUGUGUGUGUGUGUGAGUGCGUCUCUGUGCAUAUGACUGUGUGUGCAUGUGCGUUUGAGUGUGUGAGUCAAGAGGCCCCUGUUGGUCUAUGCUACUGUCGGUUCCCCACAUUGUGUUUCUGCUAGAGAAGGUCUGGCUGACUGCGAGUGGAGACGUGAGCCACUCAGACCCAAUAAAGGACUCUGUAGUCCCACAGUGGAUCCACUGAACGGGGCUUAUUUAUUCAUUUGUUCAUAUUUAACAAUAUUUGUUUAAUAUUCAAAUCAUGUGAGGUGUUACUCACUCUUCAGAAUGCCAAGAGCUGAUGUAUGACGACUACUACAAAUCAACUUACGAACAAACUGCAUUUACAAAGCUACUGUAAACAAAUGGUGGAAUAAAUUGUGCUAGAUGACAGAC
Messenger RNA from Labrus mixtus (cuckoo wrasse), 3262 nucleotides. RefSeq names its product zinc and ring finger 1 (gene znrf1). The transcript has 5 exons. NCBI's taxonomy places the organism in Eukaryota, Metazoa, Chordata, Actinopteri, Labriformes, Labridae. The record is from RefSeq and is a predicted model, not a curated record. The coding region runs from base 697 to 1350 and encodes 217 amino acids.